Messenger RNA from Amoebophrya sp. A25, 352 nucleotides. Lineage: Eukaryota; Dinophyceae; Syndiniales; Amoebophryaceae. The record is from the annotation of a GenBank genome assembly.
AUGCUACGCAGCGAAACUGAAAGUAGACCUCUUUUGGCCAGUUCAGCCUCAAGCAUAGGGAUUCCAUCAUUCGAAACUUCACCCGGUUCAUCCAGGCGGAUGUCUUCAACUUCAUCGGGUUUGCACUUGCUCAAUAAAGGAGCUACUUCUAGUGCAGCAGCAGCCUCCUCACGAGGCGAAAUCGUCAGCAUCAUUAACGACCAGCAGGAUGGGUCACUGAAAGCUAGGCUCUUUCGAGCUCGGUUGUUGUUGAGGUACCUCGUUCCGACAACGCUGCUCCGGAGAGCGCUGUAUGUCCUGACGUUCGGAUGGCCCCUCCUUUUGAUCAUCUUGCAUGUCCGCUCAGAAAGAG